CGCCGCCGCCGCCGCCGCCGCCGCCCGAGUUCCGGUUUUCUCUCGCCGGGGUUUAGUCCUGGAGCCCCGCGCGUCCGGGAGCGGGAACUGGAGGCAGGAGCUUCGGCUCCGAGGUGGGGCCGACGCCCUGUACACGAAGAAGGCGUGAACCUAAGGCUGUCCGGUGGCCCCCAGUCGCCGGCGGACCGGACGGGGUCCUCAUGGCGAGAUUCUGGGUGUGCGCGGCCGGCGCUGGCUUCUUUCUUGCAUCACUGGUUUUGCACUCGCGUUUUGGGGGCGCCCCGGUUUUAAGGAAAUUUUCUUUUCAAAUUUCCUGGAGAACCAAGGAAAUUCUUUACCGGCUGGAUGUGGGUUGGCCUAAGCGUUCAGAAUACUUUACUGGAACAACAUUUUGUGUUGCAAUUGACUCCCUCAGCGGAUUGGUUUACGUAGCCCAGAGAGGGGAUAACAUCCCAAAGGUAUUAGUGUUCACAGAGGAUGGAUAUUUCCUACGAUCCUGGAAUUAUACAGUUGACACACCUCAUGGUAUAUUUGCAGCCAGUACACUACAUGAACAGUCUGUCUGGAUCACGGAUGUAGGAAGUGGAUCCUACGGUCAUACUAUUAAAAAAUACAAUUCCUUUGGUGAUCUUGUUCAAGUCUUGGGUACCCCAGGCAAAAAAGGCACUGGUUUGAAUCCCCUGCAAUUUGAUAAUCCUGCAGAAUUAUAUGUAGAGGACACAGGAGAUAUUUACAUUGUGGAUGGAGAUGGAGGAUUGAAUAACAGAUUGAUCAAAUUGUCGCAAGACUUCAUGGUGCUUUGGCUACAUGGAGAACGUGGGACGGGACCUGCUAAGUUCAACAUACCUCACAGUGUUACAGUUGAUUCAACUGACCGGGUGUGGGUUGCUGACCGAGGAAAUAAAAGAAUUCAAGUAUUUGAUAAAGACACCGGGGAGUGGUUAGGAGCAUGGGAUAAUUGUUUCACAGAAGAGGGACCUUCUUCAGUCAGAUUUACUCCUGAUGGAAAGUAUGUGAUUAUAGGCCAGCUGAACCUUAGCAGGCUCUUACUGGUGGCAGCACCCCCAGUGGGAAGCAUUGGCAACUGUUCUGUGAUAAGCACAAUCCAACUAGCAGAUCAAGUGUUACCUCAUCUCUUGGAUGUCAGUGGGAAGACUGGAGCGAUCUAUGUAGCAGAAAUUGGAGCAAAGCAAGUACAAAAAUAUGUCCCUAUGAAUAGCUAUUUUCUUUCAUUCGGUUCAUAAUGUUUCUUUCCAUGGAGAUCUUUUAAGUGGAAGUUCAGAUUUUCAAAAUCAUUGUUAAGUCCUGACAAAUAAUGUCCAAGCAUAAGAACAUGUUUAUUUUUCUGUGACCUGGUGAUGAAGAAAUUUGUAUAUCAUGAAAAGCUGUUAUGUUUUGUUGCUAUUCUUGUGGCUUAGUUUUACUUGUAAGUACAUAAGGAUAUUUUAAUGAAGGAAAUACAAUUCUAAAAUAAUGGGGUCAGAAAAAGGGCCUAAGGUUGUAACCUGGGUAAUUUGCCUCUGGUAGAACUCAUUCUCUUUGGGAGGAAGAGGGAAAGGGAUAAAACCUGGUUGUUCAGGAUGUAUUGAAUUCCACGUGAAGAGCUACAAACCUCCAGUUUGUUCACCUUCUGUAAAAUGUACAUUUUGAGGGAUCAAAUCAGAUGGACUCUUGAUGAAAGUGUACCACAGGAUGCUAGCUCCUAAAGAUUCAAAGAUGAAGAAGCAGGAUUUAUCUUUGUGUGCCUUUUCAGUAGCUUCUAGUCUAGUGGGGAGAUAAGUGUGCACACUGAUGGAACACAGUGACAGCAAGGCUUAUGUGUAUGUAGCAGGACUUUUGGAAUUAGCAACAUUACUUCUGAUGGAGAGGAUCCUGGAGAUUUUGCCAGUAAAGUUAAUUUGAGCCCCAGCUUGAGAAACAGAAGAGGGAAAAACAAGGGGGUCCAAGUGGACAAGUUGUAAAAAGUUAUAAGCUUGCUAGGAACUUUGUAGGCUUUAAGAGCCCAGCUUGGCUUGAGUCCUUUAGCUGUAAGAUCCUUAAUCUCAACCUCUAAAUGUAGAGAUAAAACAAUAGGCAUUCAAGUACUUUACUGAAAAGGAUCUUUAUAAGUGUAGACUGCAAUAGUUUUUAUUAAAGGUAGCAUUAAAAAUAGGGCCUCUCUUCAGUGCCUCUUUCCUUUCUUUUUCUUUUUUUCUUUUUGUUAAACAUGAACUCAGUUCAUUCCUAACAUCUUUCUACCUCAAAGGAGCUUUAGAAUUAUUUAUAUGGGGAUGUGUACUGAAUACUUUGCACUAUUAAGAUGAAUAAUUUCUUAACAUUCUAGGUCUCUCUACCCCUUUGGUUUCAAUAUUUGCUUCCCAGAAAAGACCAUCUUUCCAGUUUGUUUUGGGGUUUUAGUUGAACCUGACUAUAGGUUGAUCAUUCCUCCCUUUUCUUAUAUCCAUCUCCCUCCCUAUCCUAGUCUUGUACUGCAAAUCAUGUAGCAUGUGAGAAGUCUUGAGCUGACUUUCCUCAACACCCAUUAUGGCUGCAGUCUGUUUUGCAGAUACCUCAGGGAAUUCAAACUAUUUUGAUCCUUGGAUCAUAACUUGAUGCAGUUUGGAAGGUAAAUCAACCAGCAGGAAACUUUACCCUGUUCCAAGGCCUUUGAUAAGUGUGUUUGUGCCGCUGGUCAAGCUGUCUGAUCCUAAGUGAGUCAUCUUAGUUUUUCUUUUUAGUGAAAUGAGAACAUCAUUGUCUUUCCUCCUCCAGGAACGCUGUUACGAUCAGAUGUAUGACAGAUACCAAUGUGCUGUUUGAAAUAAUAUAGUUUCGAGUUAUUUUAAAGGCAGAAAUUCUUAACAAAGAUCCUUCUAAAUGUGCGAUUUACCUGAUAACAAUUAUCAAGUUUGCCUUAAUUUUGCCCUUAUUGCUUUUUUCAAAACUUAUCCUCAUAACUUUAUGCAGCUUAGCCAAUACAGUAAAUUUAUUUGGAUAAAGGAAAGUGAUUUCAGGUUUUUGUUUUGUUUUUAAGCCAGGACAGGAAGUACAAAUGUCUCAGGAAUGCAGGUUAGUAAACUGAUCUCAUUGUUUCAAAAGUGUUAUAUUUAACUUUGUUUUAUACAGAUUCUUAUAAAACUUGCUGAAAAUUUUGUGAUUAUAGACUUUGCUUGAAGUGUUUAUUAGUAUUCCUGUGUUCAUAAUAUUUCAUUUUUCCCCCUUUGGAUUAAUUGGUUAAAUGAAAAAAUGUAUUUUCAUUUUGAAGAUACAAAUUAAAUUUUUGGAAAGAAAAAGAGGCAGUAUCAUCUGGCUUUCUGUUUAAUUUUGAUUUUAUUGUUUAUAAAAGCACGGUUUUUUUUUUAAAGGUUUUAUUUAUUCAAGAGAGACACACACACACAGAGAGAGAGAGAGAGAGGCAGAGACACAGGGAGAGGGAAAAGCAGGCUCCAUGCAGGGAGCCUGACGUGGGACCCGAUCCCAGGACUCCAGGAUCACACCCCGGGCUGAAGGCAGUGCUAAACUGCUAAGCUACCCAGGCUGCCCAUAAAAGCAGCUUUUAACUUCUUACUCCACUGAAUAAUUUCAGCAAUCCUGAAAUCACAGGUUGGCGCUGAGAGAAUAUCCUCCUUCAUUGGCACAUAAAGUGUAGGCUGAAGCACAUUUUGUUAGAGGUUUCUUAGAAGACCAAAAACAGCCUGGGUGUUGAGAUGGGGGGUAGGUAUAAAUGCUAGUGAUACUAACUAACUCCAUAUGUUUUUGCAUUGGAAAUAGAACCUCUUUAUGUGUCUGCUUUCUAGAUCUAUUGGGGUGUUUGUGUGUGGUGGUGGUGGUGGGUGUUGGGGAGGGGAUGGCUUCUAAAUUAGAAGACUGAAGCCUGGAGGUAUCUUCCUGACUUCCAGUGUGACAUGGGGGUUCUACAAUGGAAUGUUUGUCCUCAGAGAAAAGCUGUGUGCAAUCUGAAGGUAAACUAAGAAGACCUAUAUAAUUUGUGCUUAGGUCACUUAAAAGACUGCUUCAAGCAAUGUGACUGUCACACUAAAUAAAGGCACUCAAGUCCCAAUUUUGUUUUGCCUUUGUUGGUUGUAUUUUUAAUUAUUUUUAAAAGAUUUUAUUUAUUUAUUUGCGAGAAAGAGAAGAGAGCACAAGCAGGGGGAGAGGGUGGGGCAGAGGGAGAAGCAGACUCCCCACUGAGCAAGAGCAAGAUGUAUGGGGCUCCAUCCCAGAACCCUGGGAUCAUGACCUGAGCCACCGAGCUGCCCCACCCUUGUUCAUUUUAUUUAUGUAUUUAUGUAUGUAUGUAUUUAUUUAUUUACUUACUUAGCGGGAUCGCAGUUGUUCAUUAUGCAUUUCUGACACUGAGGCACGUGGCCGCACCGCUCACACAGUGCAGGUCCUGCCAGCGUGGGGCUGACUAGGAGCCUCGGUGUCCUAUUGUCACUGCCCGUAGUGUUCUCCCAGUCCAUCUUGCCCUGCCUUGAGCAGUGCUGUGUCUUCCGGAGCCCUUGUUCAUUUGAAACACUGGAUUUGAAAGCAGCAUAUUUUGGAUAGCCUAUACAACAACUGGAAUCUGUCUAGAUUUUUGCUCCUUUGGCUCACCAAAUCCAUUAGAAUCAUUGAAAAAAAAAAAGUAUCCUGAAUGUAUGACUUCGUUUUACUCUUGACUCUAAAGUUUCAGCAAUAAUCAAAAAAACGUUUAGAAAAAUCAGAAUAAAGUCAGAUUGAUUUAUUCAACAAAGACAUACAAAACAAAUUCGUGAAGGGAUUUAGGCAGGUAUUCCCUGCCUAGUAGUUGACCAUCUAUCUGGGAAAACAAGCCCCAAAAUGUAUUUCCUUUCAGUUCAUCCUAGAAAGUGCCCUAUUUGGCACUUGCAUUGUGUUUCAUUCUUGCUACAAAAGAGGGCAGUAGAGUCCUGCUUAUAAGCAUUUCUUGAAACCAUCUGUGGGCCUUCUUUAUACUUUGAAUUUUUUAAAAAUUGAGGUUAACCGUACUUUUAAGUUUUCUUCUUUUUCUUUAGCUUGUAUGUCUUGAGGAAAUUAGUGUAUAGGUAACAUAUUUUCUAAGGGUUACUGGGAAUUUUUACUGUUUAAUUGGCCAUUUUCAUGUUUAAAAGAACAAAACCAAAAAGAGCCUUCCAAUAAAAGCCAGUCUUUUUUUUUUUUUUUAAAGAUUUUGUUUAUUUAUUCAUGAGAGACAGAGUGAGCCAGAGACAUGGGCAGAGAGAGAAGCAGGCUCCAUGCAGGGAGCCCAAUGUGGGACUCAAUCCCAGGACUCCAGGAUCGCGCCCUGAGCCAAAGACCACUGAACCACCCAGGCGUCCCAAUAAAAGCCAGUCUAAUAGCCAGAAGUGAAUAAUACAUUUUAAACUACAACCUGAAUAUGAAUAUAGUACAAUAUAAAAUGCAUUCAUAUGAGCCAGAGAAUUAUUCCUUUUUUCCUUACUAGAUUUUUUUUUUUAAGAUUUUAUUCAUUUAUUCAUGAGAGACCAGUGAGAGAGUGAGAAGCGAGACACAGGCAGAGGGAGAAGCAGGGUCCAUGCAGGGAGCCCGAUGUGGGACUUGAUACCAGGUCUCCAAGAUCACACCCUGGGCUGAAGCGGGGCUAAACCACUGAGCCACCUGGGCUGCCCCCUUUUUGUUUCUUUUAAACAAUUUUGUCUGUGGUUGCUGACUCUUUUAAAAUAAGAAAAAUUUAGAGAGGCUAAAUAAUUUCUCCACCAGACACUUAGGCAUAGAAUUCAUGAGUUUAUAAUUUAAUCCUUAGACAUUUGAUGACCUGUAGAUAUUCCUUUUGUAUAUAAGAACUGAGAAUUUGAGCAAUGAAAAAUAGCACUUUUUGAAACUUUUGUUUCUUCCAUUGUAAACAGUAAAAUUAUAUUGAUAUGAUUUAAUUCUGCUUGCAUGUAAUAUAUGGUAAAGUGGCUAAUCUUGUCGCAACCUGUUUUUAGCUCCUGUAAUAUAGCCUCUGACCCUGGUAAACAGAUUUGUGGUGUUGAGUUUCCUUUUGGAUGCUACAUUUAAAAGAGAAUCCUACAGAUAGACUUUAAUCCAAAAGCAGUUGACCAAAAUAACAUGGUGUUUGGAAAUAAUUCUGAGACCUUCAAAGAGUGAUCAUAUAGGAUUAUGAAGAGACUUAUUGAGCUUUCCUCCAGAAUGAAGAUGAGUAGGAAUAAUAGUGUGGCCAGAUGGUCCAGCUUAGUAUAAGAACAUUCUAGCAAAAAAGCUGUUUAGCAAUGGAACAGACUGUGUUCAUAUUGGAAGUGGUAAAGUUCAGUGAUUCAGAACUUGAAAUCUGGAGGUAGGUUAACCGGGGUUCUAAUCUAGGCCCUGCCACUUACUUGCUGUCUUGUUUGAGACUGCAUCAUUUUUCUUUUGUGAAAUGAAAAUGAUAGUAUUUUCCUCAUGGGACCGUUGUGAAUAGAAAUGAGAUCCUGCAUAUAGAACAUUACACCCAGUCCCUGACACAUCGUAAGCACUCACCACACCUUUUUUUGUAGUAUGUAAGCCAAAGAUGGGAAACCAUGCCACCUUUGGGCAGAAAUUCUUACACUGGGAAGAUGGUGAGACUAGAUGACUUUCCCUAUUGUAUGAUUCUGUGUUUAGUCCCAUUGUUGAAAACUAAAGAUAAUAGUUGUGAUACACUAAGUCAUCUAUCGUUUAGAAUGGCCACUUUUAAAAAAAACAUGUUUUCAUUUGGCACUAAGGCUAUUUAGUCAUCCAACAGAUGCCUGCGUGUUAGGUACCAGGAAUAUGGUGGUGAGCAAGGUAAAGACUCCUUUUCUGGAGUAUACAUUCUACUUUGGAAAACAGAACUGUUUGAAUGAAAAAGUGAGCUUCUGACUAGAAUUUGUGAAAUAUUAACACUUGGUUGGCUAAGUACCCAUCCUCAACCUUCUUCCUUACCUUACACAACCUUGAAGACUGGAAGAGGUAGGUGCUUGCUUUCUCAGCUUAAUUAGCAUCUAAGCGUAAUGACAUGAUAUGGUUCUGGCCAGUACAACAGAAAUGGAAAUCUCCUGGGAGAUUUCUGAAGAAUCAUUUGCUUUUUUGAUUAAAAAAAAAAAAUAGGUAUACUUAGCACCACUGCCUUCUCCCUUCUUCCCCAACCUGAACUUGAGUAAACACUCAAGUGUUGCCUGGAAUUGCAGCAGCCAUCUGGGACUAUAAAGCGAAAAACCAACAUUCUUAAGGACGGCAGAAAGAACGAGGCUGGGUUUUUACGAUUGGGGAACCACUGUCCUGGCCUGGUAAUUCCUUUCUCCAGAUUUUUUUAUGAGAGAUAGUUAAACAUUUUAGUUACUUAAGCCACUGUAGUAGUUGGGUAUCUUUUUACAGAUAAAAAGCAUUCCUAAGAAAUUCAGUAUUAAAUUAACCUGCAUUAGUUUGGAAAGGAUAUUUUUUAUGGUUUUCAGAUUCUGCAUCCAGGAAAAUAAGUUACUUUGCUUUUAUGUCUUAUUUUAUGUCCUAUAAUAAGAUUUUACUUUUUUUUUCAAUUUAGAUUCUAUGCAUUUCUUUUGAGACAUAUUUGAUACAGGUAUCAAAUUUAUUCUAUGCAUUUAUUAGUUGUAGCUGUUAGAGUAGGAUUCCCCUCCCCCUUUUUUGAGAGAGAGCACAGAGUGGGGGGUGGGGAACAGAGGGAGAGGGAGAGAGAGAAUCUUGAGCAGGCUCCACACACAGGUGCAGAACCCAAUCUGGGGCUCAGCCUCAUGUCUCUGAGAUCAUGGCCUGAGCCAAAAUUAAGAGUCCGUGCUUAACCAACUGAUCCACCCAGGAGCUCCUUUUUCCACAUUUCAAAUUAGUUUUUGAUGGCAUAGAGAAAAGGUAUCAAUUCUUUUUAUCUAUGUCACUUCUAUUCACCUUAAUAAGCUCUUACUAAUUUUAAUUAGCUAUUAUAGAUAUUCAGAUUUUCUAGGUAUGCCACUCUGAAAAUAAAGGUUAACUAUAUGUCUUUCAAUUAUUUAUUGCUUGUUUGAUUUUUAGAAAUUUAUUGCAUUAGCUACCUUGUUCAAGACAUGGUAAAUGAUAGUAAUGAUUAUUUCUGAUUUUAAUGGAAAUAUUGGUACUUUCCCAAUAAAUAUGUUUGCUAUUGAGUUUUGGUAAUUUUUAUAUUUAGCCAGGGUUUUUUUUUUUUUAAAUCUCGGGAUUUUAUUACGAAUUACUACUUAGUUUUGUAAUGACUUUUGGCAUUGAUGUGUACAAUAUGUUGAUUAAUGAAAGGUACAGGUUUUUUCUUAGGGUUAUUGUUGGAAAAACUUUACUUGGUAAUUUCUUGCUUAGAAUUUUUAUUCUUGAAAGAAAGAGGGCAGUAGAGUGCCAUUGUGUAGAAUUUAUCAAUUGUGUUCCACCCAUCUCCAAAAGGAAUUUGAGCCUCUUUACAAUAAAAAUUUUUAAAUACAUUAAAAGAGACUAAUGUCAAGAAUUGCAUAGAGGGGAGGAAAAUACAUUUAUUCAAAACCUGAAUAGGUGGAUCCCUGGGUGGCUCAGCAGUUUAGCGCCUGCCAUUGGCUCGGGACAUGAUCGUGGAGUCCUGGGAUUGAGUCCUGCAUCAGGCUCCCUGUAUGGAACCUGUUUCUCCCUCUGCCUGUGUCUCUACCUCUUUCUCUCUCUCUCUCUCUGUCUCUCAUGAAUAAAUAUAUAAAUAAAAUCUUAAAAAAAAACAAACCUGGAUAAUAGUUAUGGCAAUUAAGCAUUAAGUUAAUUCUGAGUUUUAUUGUAGCCUUAGCAAAGAAGGAAAUGUGCAUAUUUCAUUUUCAUCUGCUGAAAUGAAAUAGAUCCAUUCUUCAGGAAACAACUUUUUUCCCCAUAUGUCAUUUGUAUGGUUAUUUAUAGGUGAAAUAAAACAACAUGCCUUCAACAAAAACUUAUUAUAACAUAAAGAAACCUUUUUUAAUGUAAUCAAAGAAGAUGUGAAGAAGGGAUAGGGUCUUUAAGCCAGUAGCUCCAUAAAUAUUAUUCUUAUUUGGUGUACACAUCACUGAGUGGAUGGACAGUCUUUGUCAGGGUUCGACUGAAAUAAUGGUGGUAGUGUUCUGAAUAUCUGCUGUUCAACGUGGUAGCCCCUAGCUCAUGGACUAUUGAACACUUGAAAUGUUCGUGUGUCUAAGGAACUGAAUUUUUUUCAGCUUUAUUUUUAAUUAAUUAAAUUUAAGUUCUACAUGUGACUAUUGGCUACUGUAUUGGACAGCCUGGCAGGUGUGACUAGGUUUUCAUGAUAGUGAUCAAUAAUUUGUUUUUACUCAAUUUUCUUACUCAUUUGUAUAAUUUGCUUUCUCUGUAGUAUGACCUUUUGGCAGUGUUUCUAAUAAUUCCACCUCAAAGAUUAGAAGUUAUGCACACAUUAAAUUGUUGAAUCUUUUAAAAAUAUUUUCCAAAUGAAAACGAAGUCAGUCUGUGAAAAAUGAAGGAAAAUGGUUCUAAAAAGCUUUUAAAUGUUUAUGUAUAUGCUUAUUUAUCUGUUCACCUCUGGGAACAGUUUAGAAAAACAGCUCUGUUUUUCUAUUUUUUUUUCCCCCUAAAAAGAAACCAUUUCACAGACAACAGCUCAGGUUAAAAUGCACAUUUGUCUCUUGUAGAUUUUUUUAUGCAUCCCACAGAGGUAUUCGCAGUAAUUGUUUCAGACAUCCUAAAAAUCAGGUUGGAAGGCAAUAAAAUGCAAUCACAGGCUCAUUACUGGUGAUGUCAAAUUAUUACAUCUUUAGUAAUGAUUGCAUUAGUUUCCUUCUUUAUUUGGAUUUUAAAGCUUAGAUAAUAAAAUCCUAAAUAAUCCUACUUCCAUUUUUUGAACUUUAUAUCAUGAAAUAUUUCAUCAAUUGUCAACUUGUAGACAUGUCAUCUUAUUGAUAUCUUUGCAUACUUACCGUGUGCCUAUGCUGUUUGAUUAUUUUGUAUUGUCUCCAACAUCAUAUUAUUUCAUCUUUAACUAACUUAGCAUGUUUUCUAUAACGUAAUAAUAAUUUUUUUGAACAUGAUGUUACCACCUUUAAAAUUAAUAGUCCCUUGGGGCACCUAAGAGGCUCAAUUGGUUAAGUAUUUGCCUUCGGCACAGGUCAGUAUCCUAGAGUCCCAGGAUCAAGCCUCAUGGCAGGCUCCCUGCUCAGUUGGGAGUCUGCUUCUCCCUCUGCCUCGCCCCCAAUCCUACACCUGCUCAUGUUCUCUCUUGCUCCCUCACUGUCUCAUAAAUAAAUAAAAUCUUAAAAUUAGUAGUCCCUUAAUACUGUUAAAUAUUGUCCUUGUUCUGAUUUUACCUCAGUAUCUCAUGUAUUUUUUGCCAGGGUUGAAAUAAAUUCCAUUUUUAAAUUUGUUUCUUAUAUUUAAUCUGUAGUUUCUUCAUCUUCCUCUUCCUUUUCUUGCUCUCUCUGGCUCCAGCCUUGUGUCUUGCUUUCUCUUCUCUUGUAAUAUAUUUGUUGAAGAAAGCAGUUACCUGUUCUAGUUUCCCAAGAAUCUGGACUUUGUUGAUUUCAACCUUCUGGAUUCGUUUAACAUGUUACUUUGUCUUCUCUAGGCCCUGUAAAUUGGUGGUCAGUGCGAGAGACUGUGUCAGAUUAAGAUUUGAUUAUUUUUGUGGCAAGACUUCUCUAGGUGCUGGUCUGUAACUUCGUCAUGUAACUUUGAACCUCUGGUUCAAACUACUUUUCUUUGCUAUGGACUUGCAUAGCCAAUUGCUUCCUUGACAUUUCUACUUGGACAUGUAACAGUUAUUUCAGACUUAACAGAUUUAAGAUACGUACUCAUUCCCUUUCUCCCACUCUCAAAUGGGAUAGUACCACCAUUUAUUUAUUGAGCAACUCUCCCAUCUACCUGGAAUACACUUACUCCAGAUCUUUAUUUGGCUCAAUUUGUAUACUCUUUUAGGUUCUGCUCAAAUACAACCUCUUUAAAGAGGUGCGUCCUGAAUGUUGUUCCAAAUAAGCAUCUACUCCUGUCAUUUUCUAUUCUUUCACCUUGUUUAUUUUCUUUAUAGCUUUUGUAAUUCUCUGAUACUGCUCAUUUGAUUCUUUACUUGCAUAUCACUUGUUUCCCUCUGUGGAAUAUAAGCUUUUAUGCAAGGCUGGGAUGACUUUGCUUUUGUUCAUUGCCAAAGUGCCUGGAACAUAGUAGGUGGUCAAAUACUUGUCAAGUGUUGAUUAAAUGAAUGACUCUCAUUACCUUGUAUUAAUGGUUUAGUAUAUCAUUAACUAGCUUAAGCUUCUCAGAUCAAAUGAUCUUUUAUAGUUUAUCUACUUGGAUUUCAUAUCAGGCCUGUGUGUAGGAUUCUUCUAUCAGCCUGCACUUGCCCUCAUGUAUUUCUUAAGACGUAUUUCCUCUCCUUUUUGCUUGGUUUUAUUCAUUUGUCAACUGUUUUACCAUUCUCCACUGCCAAUUCUGGAUCUAUUUUUUUUUUCAGAAUUCAGAGCCUCAUUGGAAUAUCCAGCCUCAUAUGGUGACUUUAAGCAUUGCUGUCUUUAUCUAUUGCUUAUUUUUCUCUGCAAAGAUAUGACUCUUACGCUGUCCCUCACUUCUUCCUCAUCCAGUUAUUUUUUUAAAAAAGAUUUUAUUUAUUUAGUCAUGAGAGACAGAGGCAGAGACACAGGCAGAGGGAGAAGCAGGCUGCCUGCAGGGAGCCCGAUGCGAGACUCGAUCCCAGGACACAGGGAUCACGACCCGAGCCAAAGGCAGACACUCAACCACUGAGCCACCCAGGCACUCUCCUCAUCCAAUUAUAUACAAGAAUCUUUUGUCUUUCGUAGGUGUUGAAAUACUGUAUUUAAAUACUGUUUGAAUUUUCAAAGAUAUUCUGUAUUCUGUACUACAUUUUAUACAGAUCUCUCCAACCUGCUCCCCUCUUCUUAUUUCUCCCAUAAAUCUACUUUUGAAAGCUUGUCACAACUGAUGAAUUUUGUAUGUCCAGCUGGCAUUCAGUGACACUGGGAUGACAUUUCACAUGAAAAAAUAAGUAGAUAGUUUUAAUAAUGCCUUCCCCCCCCCACAUCAACAUCCCCAAUAUCUCCAGGUUCUUAUCUCUAGAACUUGUGAGUAUUACCACAGAAAACAAAGACUUUGGAGAUGUGACUACAUUUAGGAAUUUGAGAUGUGGUUAUCCUAGAUUAUCUCAGUGGGCCCUAAUGUAAUCAGAUGUUUCAUUUUAAUAGGGAGGUAGAGGGAGAUUUGAUAUAUAGAAGAGAAGUCAGUGUGACCGUGAAGGCAGAGCUUGGAGUGAUACAGCCACAAGCCAAGGAAUGCCAACAGCCACCAGAGGCUGGAUGAGGCAAGAAGUGGAUUCCAUUCUAGCACUUCCAGAGGGGACAUAGCCCUGCAUGGGUCUUGAUUUUGGCCUAGUGAUACUGAUUUUGGCCUUCAGUAUUAUGAAAGAAUGUGAGUUUCUGUUGUUUUCAGCCGCUAAGUUGCUGAUAAUUUGCUACGGCAGCUGCAGUAAACUAAUACAGAUUUGAUACCUAGAAAAGGAGUCCUGCUGAUAAGCAUACUUAAAAAUAUAAAACUAUAAUAUAGAAAUGGACAAUAGGUAGAGGCUGGAAAAAUUUUGAACAGUAAGAUAAUAAAAAGCCUAAAUUGUUUUAGACUUGGUAGAAGUAUGACAUUAAAGUCAACUGGGGGGCAGCCCCGGUGGCUCAGCGGUUUAGUGCCGCCUUCGGCCUGGGAUGUGAUCUGGAGACCCGGGAUCAAGUCCCGCAUCAGGCUCCCUGCAUGGAGCCUGCUUCUCCCUCUGCCUCUCUCUCUCUCUCUCUCUCUCUCUCUCUCUCUCUCUCUCUCUGUCUCUUUUGAAUAAAUAAAUAAAAUCUUUAAAAAAUAUAAAUAAAUAAAGUCAACUGGUUAGGGCUCAAAAGGAACUAAGCACAAUGCUGAAAUCCUAUAUCAUCUUAGAGAAUGCAUAUCUUGUAAACAGAUUGUUAGUUAAAAAUUCGGAUUUUAAAGGUAUUGUUGGUAAAGGUUCAGAAGGAAAUGAGGCACAUAUUUUUAGAAACUGGAGGAAAGAGGGCAUUUAUUAUAUAGUGGGAAAAGACAUAAGAAUGGUUAUAAAUCAUAAAACAAUGGAAUAUCUUUACAUUACUGGAAAAAAAUAAGGUCAUUCUAGAAUUCUGGAUCCAAUAAAUGUUUCUGUGAAAAUUGAAGAAAUAUUUCAAGCAAACAAAAGCUGGAAUAUUCAUUGUCAUCAAAUCUAUACUGCAAGAAAUAUUAAAUGAUGAUUUUUAGUCUGAAAGAAAAUGAUACCAUUUGAAAACUUGAAUCUAUACAAAGGGAUAAAAAGGGCCUGAAUUGGAAAAUUUGUGGCUAAAUAUAAAGGUCAUUGUUUUUCUUUUAGAAAAAAAUUUUUUGAAGAUGACUGCUUAAGGCAAAACUAAUAACAAUGCAUUGAUGAAUUUAUAUAAUUUAUAGAAGUACAUAAAUGAUAUAAAGGAUGAGAUGAUGAAAUGAAAAUAUACUAUUAUAAGAAUAUGAGAAGUGGUACAAUAUCAUUUGAAAGUAGAUUCUGACAAUGUAAAGAGAAGUAUUGUAAAUUCUAGUGUAACCAAAAAUGAAACAAAUGUAUAUAUAAUAGCCAAAAGAAAAAGGUAAAAUGCUAUACAAAUAGCCAAUUCCAAAAGAACCCUGAAAAAGAGGGAAAUGGGACUAAUAGAAAGCAGCAUGAUGGUAGAUUUAAACCCUGUCAUAUUAAGUACUAAAUUAAGUGUAAAUGGCUUAAAUACUCUAAUAUUCAGCAAUUGUCAGACUGAAUAAAAAAUGCAUGAGUGAUAAGCUUUAUAUAUAAAUAUAGGAUAAUUAAAAGCGAAAGGAUGAAAAAAAUAUUCCAUUAUAAACAGUAAUUUUAAGAAAGCUGAAGUUGCUAUAUUACUGUCCAAGUAAUCAUCAGAAUAAAUAUGACCAGAGAUAAAGAGAGAAAGCUUUUAAGGAUAAAAACAUCUUUUUAUGUCCAGGAUGAGCCAAAAGUUAAAAUGUAUAUAUUAUUAAUAGCAAUAUUUUGGAAGUAGAUUAAAGGGAAAAUUGACAAUAAAACAGAAAUAUAGAUUAAUCUGCCAUCAAGGUUGAAACUUUUAAAAUCCAUCUCUCAGGAACUGAUAGAACAACUAGACACACACAAAAAUAGAGAUGACCUGAAUAACGCUAUCAAGUUUGACCAAUUUGUAGAACACUAUGUACAACAACGCAAAGGAUAUACAUUCCUUUUAAGUGCACAGGAAACAGACAUUAAGACCACAUGCUAGGCCACAAAACAACUCUUAAUAAAUUUAUUCAGUUUGGAGUCACGACAACAUAUUUUCUGACCAUACUAGAAUUAAAAUAGAAAUAAAAAAUAUAUCUGAAAAAUCAUCAAAUAUUUGAAAAUUGAAUAUUACACUUGUAAAUAACUUAUGUCACAGAAAAAAAUCACAGAAGGAGCAAGAAAAUGCUAAGUAAAAAUACAGGUCAAAAUAUGUAAAAUAUAUUAAAGCGGUGCUUAGAAAUAUAUUUAUAAGUUUAAGUCAUUGUGUGUGGAAAGAAGAAAAUCUAAAAUUAGUAUUCUGUUUUCACCUUAAAAAGAAAUAGCAGAUUAAGGCAAAGAUUAGUGAAGAAAAUAAAUAAAUUGAAAUCAACCAAGUAGACAACAGACAUUAAUGAAAUAAAAAGUCAGAUAUUAGAAAUGAUCAAUGAAAUUUACAAAUCUCUAGCUAUACUGAUCAAGAAAAAAAAAACCCAAAUUACCAAUAUCAGGACUGGAAGUAGUUUUAUUAAUACAGAUCUUAUAGACAUUAAGAGAAUAGUAAAGAAAUACAAAAGAUUUUAUACCAUAAUGUUUGGCCACUUGGAUCAGGAGUUGGCAGAGUUUUCCUGUGAAGAGCCAGACAAUAAAUAUUUUAAGCAUUAUUGGCCAUGCGGUCUUUUCAAAUACUCAACUCUGACACUAUAGCAUGAAAAUAGCCAUGGACAUGUGUAAAUGACUGAGUUUAAACAAAACUUUAUUUAUAAAAAUUAUGCAACCAUGGACGUGGAUGAACGUGAAAAAGAUGCUGAACACAAAAAGCAAGAAAUAAAAGAAUACAUACGGUUGGUUUCAUUUAUCUGAAAUCCUAGAAAAGGCAAAAGAAUUCUGUAGUGAUAAAACAGAUCAGUGUUUGAAGCCAUGAUGGGUGUUGGUGAUGAAUUAUGAAUGGUGUGAGGCAACUUUUUUCAUAUAAUGGAAAAACUAUAUUUGCAUUUUGGUGGUAGUUUCAUGGGCAUUAUGUAUCUGUCAAAGUUCCUCAAACUGUACACUUAAAAUGAGUGUGUUAUAUUGAAUAUAAAGUAAGCCUCAAUAGACUUGAUUAAAAAGCAAAACAGAAGAUUGGAGAAUCCAAACAGAAACAAAACAGAAAAUGGGAAGGUGGAGAAUGAAAACAACAAAAAAGAGACUUUUAAGUGGAGGAAUGGUAAGUGAGAGAAUACCUGUUCAAUAACCUUGACCCCCCCCCCCCCGCCCAGUACAUUUGAUGAGUGAGAGAAAGUGAUUAGGUGUAAGAGGAAGUUGAAAAGAAUGUGAACAGCUGUUGUAUAGUAUAGCAGAUGCCAGGAAACACAAAAUGAGGGAAUUCAUUGCAAACUGAAACCAGAGAGCAAGAAUAUUGAAUGUCAGGUAUUCCCAUUUCCUUUAGUUUCUUUAGGCAUGAUUUGAAGCCUAGAGAAAGCAGCAAGUAGUCAUUACUAAGGCUUAGGGAUGGCAAAGCACAUAUGGCUAGUUAAGUACACACUGUACUUGUUAAGUAACACUUAACACAGUUAAGUGUUAGGAAAAGCAAUGUAGGUAGGGCUGUGUAGUUGAAGAGGUAGGAGUGGUAAACCUUUGUUAGUAAAGAAGAGGUUGAACAUGUAUGAAAGAUAGGAAAGGUGAAAGGUGAGAAUGAUUUGGACUAAGAAAAGUUACUUUCUAUGAUUAGUUCAUACAUUAUGCAACAUGAGCAUUCCAAAGUAGUGUUGAAUGGCAGGCAGCUAAGCCUGAAAAUAUAAAACACUUCUACCAGGCACAGACUCAGAAAAAGCCCCUCUCCUUUCUGUAAGGAAUAAUCUCAGUGGGCAUCAAACUUACCAACUUGUAGCUUUGACAGUAAAGUAUUUCACAUCCUCAUUAAUUAAUGUAUGGCUCUCAAUGACAUUUUUUUCAAGAGUUACUUGAUGCCCCGAGCCUCAGUGUGUCAUGGGCAUGCAGGGCAUGUUCUACAUUAUAACUCCUAAAGGCAGAAGACAGGUUCACUGUAGACAAAAAUGGACUAAAAUUUCUUUAGCCUCCUAGGAUCUUGAUAGGGCUGACAUGAUGGAUGAUUUCUACUGAAGAAAAAGAGGACAGAGAUUUCGACUCAUCAAUAAAGUAUCUGACUCCUCAAGAAAUGACUGGAGAUUAAAGUGAAUCUUAAAUUAAUUUGAAAAAUGCACGCAAAGAUUAUUACCUGCACCAAUUAGUUCUGUCAGACCUGUAAGUACCUAUGUAGAAACAACAGCUUAUAAUUAAUAGGGGGGAAAAAACCCACUACUUUUCCUGGUUAGGAGCAUAGGAAAGGCAAGUUUGAAACAAAAGUCUUGUUGGGACAUUUGACAGGACAUCAGCUGUCAAAAUCGUGAUUAUAAUUUUUUUAAUAGCUUUUGAAAUUGGUUUUGAAGACUUCUCUCUUACCCUGAUCUCUUCCUUUUCAAUUCUUAAAAUACUAAUGUUUAUCAGUUCCUGAGUUGCUUCUAUAUGUCUUGGCCUCCAUCAAGCUUGCAAAAUAAUAGAGAAUGGAAUUUUUAUGUAUUUCAUAAUGCCUCGCUCCAUGCUAUGCACAUGAUAUAUGCUCAAUUAAUACAAUCACACCUGGAUUCCAAGGUCCUUCAAUGGUGGAGAGGAUGAGAGCUGUAGGACAGAAUUCCCAGUAUCAGAGCUGAGUUAAGAACAGCAAUGGCAUAUCAAGGCAUAUCAAUGGCAUAUCUUUCACAGUGGCUGAUGCAAGCACAGGAAGAAGGAAGGGCUCUUUCUCUUCUUCCAAACCUAAGUAACCACUUGUUAGGCCCAGAGGAGCCCUCUGUUGCCAAAAACAAAAACAAAAACAAAAAAACAAACACAAAGCCUUAAACAGGUUAAUAUUUUUUCCCUUAUGUGAAUAUACAAGGUUAAAAAACUUUAACCUUUCUCAUCAGGAGAGAACUGACAAGGUUUGACAGUAGCACAAGCUGCUCAGAUGUAUUCUGUCCUCCUUCAUCUGUGGACCUCCAGAACCUGGAACGCCGCCAUCUAGUAUAAUGACUACUCCUGGGAUGCAGUGGUGAAAUGAGGAAAUGGAAAUUCUUCCCAGAUGUGGUGUCCUACUGGAUGUGUCAUCUGCCUCCCUCUGAGUUACUCCUCUACACAUUUGGAUCUCAUAAUUUCAAUGCAUGUUAAAUAAAUUUCCAGUCUACA
Molecule: messenger RNA, 17350 nt
Organism: Nyctereutes procyonoides (raccoon dog)
Lineage: Eukaryota; Metazoa; Chordata; Mammalia; Carnivora; Canidae
Gene: NHLRC3
Product: NHL repeat containing 3
Exons: 7
Coding region: 201-1244 (347 amino acids)
Biological process (GO): proteasome-mediated ubiquitin-dependent protein catabolic process; protein polyubiquitination; negative regulation of translation
Molecular function (GO): translation repressor activity; protein binding; ubiquitin protein ligase activity
Source: RefSeq, a predicted model, not a curated record